AUUCAAUUUCAUUUAUUUCAUUAAUGAUACCACAAUUAUUAUAUUGAGAAAAAUUUCUACAAAUAAUUUAAUUUUAAUAAAAUUAUUAUAGAAUGGAUAACAGUGUAUCAAACAGAGCUCAAAUACAUCUACAAGAUGUUACUCUGAAUGGGAAAACCGAUUUAAUGGAGAUGAAGAAACGUACGAGUCCAUUUUUGUAUUUUGCUGCUAUUACUAUGGAUCUGACUCUAAUCACGUUCGGUGUAGUUAUAAUCUGGAUAUCGCCAGUGACAGAAAAGCUUCUAUCGGAUGAUCCAGAAGAAAACCCAUUGGGUAGACCAAUAAGCACACUUGAAUUGUCGCUGGUUGGAUCACUCUCUCAGAUAGGAAUGGUUAUGGGACCCGUACUACUAGAAAGAGUAUUCGGUAAAUUCGGAAGGAAACGUGGUUUGAAUAUAAUAAAUAUCUCAGUUGCAAUAGUAUUAGUAGGUUUAGCUUUCUCUACACACAUUUUGUUAUAUUAUUUAUUUAUUCUAACUGUAGGUAUUUUACUAGGAGGGACUAGUGUGGGAUUGGCUUUAUACAUAGGUGAUAUCACUCAAGACCACAACAGAGCUAAAAUGACUUGUUUAAUGGGAUCAUUCAUACCCAUAGGGAAUCUUUAUGGUUUUAUUUUAGGAAAAUAUUUCUCUGUCAAAAUAUUCACUUUAUUAUCCACUAUUCCUUUAAUUAUAUCAGUUGUUGUAUCCGAAUUAUUUUUACCGGAAUCGCCGGCUUACCUUAUGUUAAAAGGUGACAGAAAUUCUGCUCUUAAAGGCUUGCAUAAAUUGUUAAGAAUAAAUUCGGAGCAAGCUGAAGAACAAGCUAAUAAAAUAUUGUCUAAUCAUACUGUUAAGAGUGAUAAGGCUAAUUUUAAAAUAUUGUUGUCUGAGAGAGCUACAAGGAAAGGUUUUAUAAUAUCGUGCAUUUUAAUGACAUCAACAGCUACUACUGGUCUUCCUUCUAUCAUGUCCUAUUUAGAACCAAUUUUUGAGGAAUCGGGUGCUCAAGUUUCGAGUUCUUUAUAUGCUCAAAUCGUUGGUAUUGUCCAAAUCUGCUGCUAUUUUACAGCAGCUGUACUAGUUGAGAAGGUAGGUAGGAGACCUCUGUUGUUAAUAUCAGCAGCCGCAAAUACCGUUCCACUGUUUACACUUGGGGUUUACUUCAACCUAGUUUACAGCAAAUCUACUAUUACUGAUCAAUUGAAAUGGUUACCUGUGAUUGCUAUUAUCACAUUAACAAUAACUUCAAUUGUAGGUAUUUGUUCAGUAGCACCAGCUUACAUGAAUGAUGUUUUUUCUUAUAAUGUUAAAGCCACGGCAAUUUCUAUAAUUUAUUUAAUCAGUGGAAUUUCAAUAGCUUUGACUAUAUUUUUAUUUCCUAUAUUCAUGGAUACGAUUGGACUCUCGUGGAGCUUUUGGUUAUUUUGUAUGUUAAAUGUAAGCGGUUUUAUUUUUAUACAUUAUUAUGUACCGGAAACUAAAGGGAAAGACAUUGUUGAAAUCCAAGAAGUUUUGAGAAAAUAAUUAUCAAUUCUUAGGUACCACAAAUGAUAGACAGAUGAUUCUGUAAUACAUAUCUGUGUAUUUUUGAGGAAUAGAACCAUCUAAUUAUUUUAUUUAACUUCCAUAAAUUUCCUAGGAAACAAUAACUGCUUUUUUAUCAUCAAUUCACCGAUAAAAUAUGUUGAAAACAAUAAUACAUGAUAUUUCGUUCAACAGACAUGUUUUGACGUUGGUGUCAACGGUCAAUGGUUAAUAUGUAAAUAAAGUUUAUAAAU
Molecule: messenger RNA, 1798 nt
Organism: Diorhabda sublineata
Lineage: Eukaryota; Metazoa; Arthropoda; Insecta; Coleoptera; Chrysomelidae
Product: facilitated trehalose transporter Tret1-like
Exons: 2
Coding region: 93-1544 (483 amino acids)
Biological process (GO): transmembrane transport
Cellular component (GO): membrane
Molecular function (GO): transmembrane transporter activity
Source: RefSeq, a predicted model, not a curated record